GAGAGGUUUGGGCUGACGUCGCUCUGGCUGAAGGUGGUUCCCCUCGGAUGAGGAUGGGAGAGCCUGGCGAGCUGAAACCCGAGCUCCCGCUCAGCUGGGGCUUAGGGAGGUCCCUGUAAGAGCCGCCUGCCCCGGGCCUCCCUUCCGUCCCUCCCCAGCAGUCGCUCAAGCACCGGCGCAGGAACGAUGGAGCUGGGCUGCUGGACGCAGUUGGGGCUCACUUUCCUGCAGCUCCUUCUCAUCUCAUCCUUGCCUAGAGAGUACACAGUCAUUAAUGAAGCCUGCCCGGGAGCCGAGUGGAACAUCAUGUGUCGGGAAUGCUGUGAAUACGAUCAGAUCGAAUGCGUCUGCCCUGGAAAGAAGGAAGUAGUGGGCUACACCAUCCCCUGCUGCAGGAACGAGGAGAAUGAGUGUGACUCCUGCCUCAUUCACCCAGGCUGUACCAUCUUUGAGAACUGCAAGGCCUGCCGGAACGGCUCAUGGGGUGGCACCCUGGAUGACUUCUACGUGAAGGGGAUCUACUGCGCAGAAUGCCGAGCGGGCUGGUACGGAGGAGACUGCAUGCGAUGUGGCCAGGUUCUGCGAGCUCCAAAGGGCCAGAUUUUGUUGGAGAGCUACCCUCUAAAUGCUCACUGUGAAUGGACCAUUCAUGCCAAACCUGGGUUCAUCAUCCAGCUAAGGUUCAUCAUGUUGAGCCUGGAGUUUGACUACAUGUGCCAGUAUGACUAUGUUGAGGUCCGUGAUGGGGACAGCAGCAAUGGCCGGAUCAUCAAACGCUUCUGUGGCAAUGAGCGGCCCGCUCCUAUCCGGAGCACAGACUCCUCGCUCCACAUCCUCUUCCAUUCAGAUGGCUCCAAGAAUUUCGAUGGCUUCCAUGCUGUAUUUGAGGAGAUCACAGCAUGUUCCUCUUCUCCCUGUUUCCAUGAUGGUACUUGCCUCCUUGACAACACCGGAUCUUACAAGUGCGCCUGCCUGGCAGGCUACACCGGGCGGCACUGUGAAAAUCUCCUUGAAGAAAGAAACUGCUCAGACCCUGGGGGGCCAGUCAAUGGCUACAAGAAGAUAACAGGAGGACCCGGGCUGAUCAACGGGCGCUAUGCAAAAAUCGGCACUGUCGCUUCCUUCUUUUGUAACAACUCCUACGUCCUUAGUGGCAAUGAGAAGAGAACUUGCCAGGAGAGUGGAGAGUGGUCGGGGAAACAGCCAAUCUGCAUAAAAGCCUGCCGAGAACCAAAGACCUCAGACCUGGUGAGACGCAAAGUUCUUCCGAUGCAGGUUCAGUCAAGGGAGACGCCAUUACACCAGCUCUACUCAGCAUCCUUCAGCAAGCAAAAACUGCAGGGUGCCCCCACCAAGAAGCCAGCCCUUCCCUUUGGCGACCUGCCUCCCGGGUUCCAACACCUGCACACCCAGCUCCAGUACGAGUGUGUGUCGCCUUUCUACCGCCGCCUGGGCAGCAGCCGCCGCACGUGCCUGAGGACUGGGAAGUGGAGCGGACGUGCCCCGUCCUGCAUCCCUAUCUGUGGGAAAGCUGAGAACAUCACUGCUCCAAAGACCCAGGGGGUGCGCUGGCCGUGGCAGGCGGCCAUCUACAGGAGGGCCAGCGGGGUGCACGGUGGCGGCAGCCUGCACAAGGACGCGUGGUUCCUGGUCUGCAGCGGCGCCCUGGUGAACGAGCGCACCGUGGUGGUGGCUGCCCACUGUGUGACUGACCUGGGGAAGGUCACCAUGAUCAAGACAGCAGACCUCAGAGUCGUCCUGGGGAAGUUCUACCGGGACGAUGACCGGGAUGAGAAGACCAUCCAGAGCCUGCGGAUUUCUGCAGUCAUUCUGCAUCCCAACUACGACCCCAUCCUGCUGGACACGGACAUCGCCAUCCUGAAGCUCCUGGACAAGGCCCGCGUCAGCACCCGCGUCCAGCCGGUCUGCCUCGCCGCCCCGCGGGACCUCGGCACCUCCUUCCAGGAGUCCCGCAUCACCGUGGCCGGCUGGAACGUCCUGGCAGAUGCGCGAAGCCCGGGCUUCAAGAACGACACGCUGCGCUCAGGGGUGGUCAGGGUGGUGGACUCGCUGCUGUGUGAGGAGCAGCACGAAAACCACGGCAUCCCCGUGAGCAUCACGGACAACAUGUUCUGUGCCAGCCGCGACCCCACCGCCCCUUCUGAUAUCUGCACGGCAGAGACGGGAGGCAUCGCCGCUGUGUCCUUUCCGGGCCGGGCGUCCCCUGAGCCACGCUGGCAUCUGGUGGGGCUGGUCAGCUGGAGCUAUGACAAAACAUGCAGCCACAGCCUCUACACGGCCUUCAGCAAGGUGCUGCCUUUUAAAGACUGGAUCGAGAGGAACAUGAAAUGAGCCUCAGCGCCACUGAGAUGCUUUUCCUGAGUCCAUCUCUAUGUGUGUUGCCUGAGACAGUGUGGACCUGAGGUUUGAUUCCGCCUGAGAAUUUGGCUGGGCCAGGGCUUCUGACUUCAGGAUCGCAACUCAGUGGAGAGUGAGUAGAGCUCACUUUUUGGUAGACCACUGCCCUCCUGGCCCCUGAGACCAUUUGGAAGACACCGUGGCUGCUUUGCAAGAACAGAGUUGGCCUCUGAAAAGACUAUGUGAAUAGCGAAGGAGUGGUCUGCCUUCCACCAGCCCGGUGGCUUUGCCCACCUGCCCUACGGUGGUGUGAAUGUCAUGGUCAGCUCUGGCGGAGAGAGCGUUGGCCAAGAAGUCUGGGUUUCAUGAGGUCUCUUCCAGGACUCUAGCCAGACCAAGUUCCAAAAGCCCGCCUGUGGGAUAGCCCAGGACAGUGGAACUUGGGUGUGGCUCUGGCUUUUGUGUACAUUGUCACUGUAAAGUGUGGCCCUUUCCUUCUCAAUCCCCUGUCCAUAUUUUAAUAAAACGACGGUUGGCUUCUGACCUACAGAACGAA
Hyaena hyaena (striped hyena) is the source of this 2914-nucleotide messenger RNA. RefSeq names its product peptidase domain containing associated with muscle regeneration 1 (gene PAMR1). The record is from RefSeq and is a predicted model, not a curated record. The transcript is spliced from 11 exons. Gene Ontology annotation, biological process: proteolysis. Lineage: Eukaryota; Metazoa; Chordata; Mammalia; Carnivora; Hyaenidae. Gene Ontology annotation, molecular function: calcium ion binding; serine-type endopeptidase activity. Bases 187 to 2352 code for a protein of 721 amino acids.